This is a messenger RNA of Pseudophryne corroboree (corroboree frog), 2028 nucleotides long. RefSeq names its product NACHT, LRR and PYD domains-containing protein 3-like. NCBI's taxonomy places the organism in Eukaryota, Metazoa, Chordata, Amphibia, Anura, Myobatrachidae. The transcript has 2 exons. Bases 1 to 2028 code for a protein of 675 amino acids. The record is from RefSeq and is a predicted model, not a curated record. Gene Ontology annotation, cellular component: cytoplasm.
AUGUCUAGAGCAGAGUUGUUAGAACCUAAGAAUCGUAAUAAGGAUAAUAUUUUAUCUUGGAGCAGUGAUUUCACUGUGGCUAGUUCUAUUGUGAAGAGGGCAAGUAAAGCUCUCUGGCUUAUAGUCUGCUCAGAUAAAGAUCUCCCCAUUUUUAAAGACAAGAGAUCGAUUGCUGCAUUUCGGCGUGGAAGCAACUUAAGAGACCGCUUAGUAGAUACGGAUAUAUCAGGGCAUAAUAUUCCUAAAGCCCCAAAUACAUAUACUAAACCAGCUGGUUGCUACUCAUGUAGUGAUUGCACUACAUGUAAAUUCAUUAUUCCAUGCUACAGGAAAAAAUAUACAGAGAACAUCAGAGAGAAAUAUGUAGUUAUUCAUGACCAUAAUGCAAGGCUAGGGGAACAUAUCAAACUGGAGAAACGAUACGUAACACUUUCACUGAUCACUAAUUAUCAGAAAGAAGUGGAGAGACAACAUGAGAUAACAGCUUCAGGCCAGAGGCAUCUACAGAUUAUGGAAGACAGAUCAUCAAAGGAGUAUUCCCCAACCACUAUACAGGCUCUGUUUGACCCUGAUGCUGGUGGAAUUAUUCCCAAGACUGUGGUGUUACAGGGACCUGCUGGGAUAGGAAAGACUGUGACCUCCCAGAAGAUCAUGCUGGACUGGGCCUCUGGGAAUCUGUAUAAGGACAAGUUUCAGUUUGUGUUCUAUAUAAGCUGUAGAGAAGUCAACACCAUCACUGGUAAUAUAAGCCUGGCUGGGUAUUUAUCCAGCAUUUGUGGCCUGACCUGUCCACAUGAUCUGUUGCAGACAAUCUCCCAUCACUCUGAAGAGAUACUUUUCAUUGUUGAUGGUUUUGAUGAAUUGAAAUGGUCACCAAUGAGUGAUAGAGAGGUUUGUGAUGACCCGUUUCAGGAGGUCUCCAAAGAAAUCCUUCUAAAUAGUUUAUUAAGAAAAAAAAUUCUCAGGAGCAGCUCCCUAAUCAUCACCACACGGCCAUUGUCAUUAAUGGCGUUGAAGGACUUUGCAACAUAUAUUCGAUAUGUGGAAAUUCUGGGGUUUACUGGGAAUCAGCGUGAUGAAUAUUUCUGUCAUUUCUUUGAAACCAAAGAACAAGCAGACCUGGCUCUCAGUGCAAUAAAGAACAAUGAUACUCUGUUUACCAUGUGUGUAGUCCCUAUAAUUUGCUGGAUUGUUUGUACUGUUAUGAGACUGCAACUAAAGCUGGGAUUACCUGUGAUUGAUUGCAAGACAUCCACAUCCAUCUACCUGUUUUACCUAAAGACUUUAAUACUGUAUCAUGUAAGGGGCUCUGCCCAGUCUAUAAGCACAUGUAUACAGAAGCUGUGUGCUUUGGCCAUUGAUGGAGUUUGGGAUCAGAGAAUUCUAUUUGAAGAAUCAGAUCUUGUAAGACAUGGGCUCUCUGUGUCAGAGCUGGAGUCUGUGUUUCUGAAUGAGAACAUCUUCCACAGGGAUGUUGAGAUCCGCACCUGCUACAGCUUCAUCCAUCUGAGUGUGCAGGAGUUCUUUGCUGCUCUCUACUAUAUCCUGGAUGUGAAACAUGUAAAAAAACAUUUUAUCAACUUAAAAAACAAGAAGGUAAAACAUUUACUGAAGAAAUCAAGCCAUCAGCCACAUCUAACAUUAACUGUACGAUUCUUGUACGGUCUUUCAAGAAACAAACAUUUUCACGAGACUCAGAAAGCCAUUGGUUGUCCCAUUUCCUUCAGCGGAAAACCUAUUUUACAUGAAUGGCUAAAGAAAGAGUCAUGGAACUGCCAUAACCAAAUACUUUGCUGCUUGUACGAGACACAGGAUAAGGACUAUGUGGAGAGAAUGAUGUCUCGCUUUCCCAUUAUGCAAAUUGAUGGUCUUUUAGAUGCAAAAGAGAGCACUGAUUACCAAGCUAUAGCCUACUGCUUGGAGAGAAGUACAAUACAACAUGAUGUUACUUUUAAUUUCCACACAAUAGGACCAAAGGCUCGGAGUGUUCUAUCUAAAGCACUUUCUACAUGUUUACAGCUUCAGUAA